AUGGGAGAGAAUUCUGAUCUUGAAGAAGGAGAGAUGAAUUGUUCUUCUUCCAAUGAAGAUGUUCUUGAUCUUGACGUUGAUCUCUCUUACAUUGACAAUGUGGUUAAGUUGCUUGAUUUUGUCUACUUAUAUGUAUAUUCUGCAAUGUUGACAUUGAGUUUUGUUGCUCUGUAUGAUGAAGGAAAAGAAGGUUCGAAGAUUUGGGACUAUGGAUCAUUUUUGCCCAGUUACAAACAUUCGAUGGCUGUACCGUUAUUUCAAAGGAUUCCCCUUGGGAAUCAUGCUGUACAAAGAUUUUCAAACAAUUUACCGGGGAAGAGUGUGGUUCAGAAGAUUCACUCACUGCCUACUACUUCUUCUAAUUUAGUAAGUCAGCAGGAUCCUCAGAACUAUCAAACUUCUGGGUCCCUUUUGUCUCAAGCUCCUGAAAAGGUUCUCAUUAAGAAAGAAAAUGCAAGAAUACCAGGCAAUGAUCUGUCUGAUUCUAAGCCGAUUAGGGUUCGGAUCAAAAUGGGUUCUGAAAUCUUGUCCCGGAAGGUCACUAUGGUUUGCAAUGAUCUUGGUCUCGCUGAUUCUCCAACUUCACGAAACAGUCACGACGAUAGUAGCAGAAAGCUGCCACAUACAUCUCUGGAGAAAACAAGCCAAUCUCCUUCCCGCAUUCUUCAGGAAAUGACUGCGAUUCCUGUCCCAGAGGAUCUACUGCUGUCGCCUCUUCCUGAGAGUCUGCUUCAUUUGAAGGAUAAGGAGACGCAUCAUACUUUAUUUGACAAUGAACCAGUGCUUAAGGCACGAAAAGAACCUUCUGUUCAGAAACAGAACAAGUUUUCGAAUGUUUUAGGUUGUGGGGAAAUUACUAAUGGAAGGAGAAGGAAAGCGGUAGACUGCUUUGAUGAUACCACUUGGAAUGAGACUUCGUCAUCUGGUGAGAUGAAGAAGCAAAAAGUUUUUUCCACUGGUCAACUAGCCAGGGAGAACUCAACUUGUGGUGUAGUUGGGACAAGUCCUACUAACGAUGGGUUUACAUCAAACAAAAUGAAGGUUGUUGGGAAACAAGCUGAGAAGGAGAAAAAGACAUAUCCAACAAAUUUGAAACAGAGCAGUAGCAAAAAUUGCGUUGGUGAUAAAUUUUUAGCAAAGAUGCCUUUCAAGGAUGCUGCAUAUAUUGGUCAAAAUAACUUGGACAUUGGGCCUGAUUUUUCGGUUGCACUUUCUUCCAUCAGUCCUGACCUUGAUAAUUGGGCCCAGUGUGAUAGUUGUGAGACAUGGCGGCUUCUGCCCUUUGGCCUGAACACUGAGCAGCUGCCUGAUAAGUGGUUUUGUAGCAUGCAAACCUGGCUGCCUGGAAUGAACCACUGUGGAGUCAGCGAGGAAGAGACAAUAAAUGCUAUCAAAUCCUCUCAUCGUACUGAGGCUCACGGUCCUGAAACUGGUGGUCAAUUACUCUCUGCUGCUAGCAAUGCUGAUAAAAGCAACCAACCUUUAACUUCUCGGUCAUUGCUGAAUCCAAUUGAAAAGAAGUCUAGCGUGAAAGCCUUGUCGCAAGUAGUUUCCAGCGAUAUCCUGGUUGAUGCUGCAAAGCCUAUGAGAAGUAACUCACAUGUUUUUAAAAUUAAAAACAUUAAGCUGCCAUUAGAAACGUCUAAUCCUACUCAGAUAGCCACAGUGUCACACAAUAUUCUUCAGGAUAAGGUUGACCAGAAAGCAAAGUGGCGAUCAGCAGGUACUGUUAGUCAGAUAAAGAUAAAGAAGAAAAAGGAGGGUGACAAACAAGAAAGUGAAGGUGACAAACAAAUCAAGACUGGUGAUGGCAACAAACUCUCCAGAGAUAUUAAACCGGAAGAAAUACAUUGGAAACAAGACCUGGAAUGGACUCCGGAAGAGAGAAAAACAAAACGUCAGGACAACGAUUCUUACUCUUCGGAUGUAGAGCGAGACACAAAGAAAAGAUUACUCGCAUCUAAAAAGAAACCUGACCACAAAUAUCAACUGACAACUGGUAGUGGCUCCUUGUGUACAAAUACUCAUGGCAGAAUCAAUAGUCCUGUGAGAAAAAUAAGGUUGAUGGGUUACAAGAAGGCUAGCAAUGGGAAUAAUUCAAAAUUGUUUGCAGAUGGUGAGGAAAAAGAGCCCUCAAUGGACAAGGCGACAACAACUAAAGUUUCAGACCAAGAAAUUAAAGCACACCAAAGAAAUGAAAUGUUUAAGGCUGAUGGCCCUCGAGAACACCGGAAUGCUGAUACCUCAUGCAGAUACUUCUCUGGUGGAAGUGGGCAGAUUUCUUGGGUAGAAACAUCAAGCUCUUCGAAGGUUUUAGGAUCACAUAAAAGUGGAAGGUAUGUGGAAGAGGUAAAAGCCUCCCCUAUGGAAUCAGUUUCCUCUUCCCCUGCAAGGUCUUCAUGUCCGGAAAAUCUUGCAUCAGCGGGAGUGAGCAUAUCCUGGAAAAUCCAAAACUUAAAACUUGGUGGAGCUGGGAGUAGAAAUGUUAACAAUAGAAAACAUUUUGGUGCUAUUACUCAUGACACUAUGGAUAGAUCCUGCCAGUCUGUGAAUGAUAUACUUCAAGAGGCUGAGAAGCUGAGAAAACUUGCUGAUUAUUUGAAGAGCUCUGGAUUUGAUUAUGAACACAAGGAGACCAAUUUUAAAGCGGCUCUGAAGUUUCUACGUGGAGCUUCACUUUUGGAACUGAGAAAUACUGAAAAUGUGGAAGGGGGGAAGAUGAGCCAUGUUGAAGCUUACCAUAUUGCUGCAAAACUUUCAAAAAGCUGUGGCCAUCAAUAUGAAACAAGCCAAGAAAUGGCUGCAGCUGCUUUGGCCUAUAAAUGCACAGAGGUGGCUUGCAUGAGGGUAGUGUAUGGCAAAAGUCAAGGUCUGAGUGGAGAAUGGAAUGAAUUGCAAAAAAUUGUACAGAUGACUCCUCUAGGUGAAUCACCAUCAUCAUCUGCAUCAGAUGUUGAUAGUUUUAGUCAUCAAGGGGUGAUUGAUAUGUCUGCUAAAACUAAAAGAGGUCUUUCUCAUAUUGCUGGAAACCUUCUGCCUAUUGCUCGACGCCAGCAAAAUUUUGCUCCGCUAUUGGACUUUACAGAGAACAUGAAUCUGGCAAUGGAAGCGUCUGCAAAAUCUCAAAAUGCUUUUAGAGCAGCCAGUGUUACCUCAGAAGAAACACAGGAUGGAGAUUGUGUCUCUGCUAUCAAGAAAGUUGUCAAUUUUAGUUUCCAUGAUGUUGAAGCGCUUAUACAGAUGAUUGAGCUUGCCAUGGAUGUUCUAAGUUCAUCAAAAUUCCGUGGCCCGAAGUGUUGA
Molecule: messenger RNA, 3300 nt
Organism: Arabis nemorensis
Lineage: Eukaryota; Viridiplantae; Streptophyta; Magnoliopsida; Brassicales; Brassicaceae
Source: the annotation of a GenBank genome assembly